This is a messenger RNA of Lodderomyces beijingensis, 1899 nucleotides long. The record is from the annotation of a GenBank genome assembly. Lineage: Eukaryota; Fungi; Ascomycota; Pichiomycetes; Serinales; Debaryomycetaceae.
AUGGCUCCGAAAAGAAAGACGGGUUCGGCUACAUCCACUCCCGUGAAGAAGCAAAAAGUGGGGAAGCAUUCCCCUGAGGCGACCAAGAGAUUCUACCAGUCAACAGUGAACCUACUCUUGGACCUUCGUGAAGGGGAUGAACAGUUAGCGUCGGCGUUUAUAAAGCUACCUUCCAAAAAGUUUUACCCGGACUACUAUCACCUUAUCAAGAAACCUGUUUCCAUAAACGAGAUACUCAAGAGAAUAAGCACUAGAUACACGGGAGAGUCAACCAGUGAAUUUGUGGAAGAUUUCAACCAGUUGUUGGAUAACGCUUCGACGUACAAUGAUUCCGGGUCCUGGAUCGUCAAGAAUGCUCAGAAAUUGGUCAACGUUGUCAAGGCGCAAGUGGAUGAAUUUGAAAACACAACACCUGCUCCUGAAGAAGAACCAAAGCCCGCGAAGCUCAAGUUGAAACUCCACAAACCUGCGCCGGAAAGCGCGCCAGAAAGCGCGCCAGUGUCGGACCCCGCGGAACUGCUCACCUAUUCCACCCUCUCCCGCGCUUGUCAAGAAGUGCUAGAUGAUGUCAUUAACCAUAAAUUCGAGGAGAUUGGCGUAAUCAGUGUCCCCUUCCAGGAGGAAGUAGACCAGAGCAUUUACACCGACUACAAAAACUUUGUAUCAAAACCAAUGUCUUUUUCAACUGCUUCGGAUUUGAUCAGCUCCAGGAAGAUAUUCAACCCCAAGAAAACCUUGACUGAAAAUUUACAGAGCUUCCAUGAUACCGUUUGCUUAAUCUUUUCCAACGCGCGCGCGUACAAUAACGAAGGGUCCCAGAUAUCGCAAGAUGCCACGUUGUUGGAAGAGUAUUUUGAAGAGCAGUAUAAAAAGCUCAAGGCCAAAGCUGAAGUGGAGGAACAAUCAAAAAAUCACCUCAAGUUGAAACUCAACUUGAAGCCGGAGAAAAAGGCCAAAAAGGUCAAGGAGGAGGCGAAGGAAGUUGUAGAAACACCCAAGGUUGAAGUAGCGUCGCCAGUGGCAGCGCCAGUUGCAAUCAUCGUGCAAGAUCAACAGCAGCAGCACCAACAGUACCAAGAUCACCUGCACCUGCAACAGUACCUGAAUCAAGAACUGCAGCAGGUUGCUACUGCUGUACCAGCCGAGACAGCUGCUCCAGCAGAAGCUAAACCUCGCCCUGAGGUCACCACUGACAAGACCACUGAAGACACCAUGGGCAAGUCCGCCCCAACACUUCUUGAGAGCAACUCGAUCAUCCAGGAGUCGUCUAUCUUCUCAUCGCCAGCAAUUGUAUCGCAAAUCACAAAGUUUGUUGAUCAGAAAACGGCCGCGUCGAUAUCGAGUUUGAAAUCGCGCGCAGUGGAGACGAAGGAAGGGUUGUUCCCUACUCUUGCAAACCAGUCUCUGGCAACCUUGUUUUCGUACAAGGUGCCUGCAAACGGCUAUGUCGACCAAGCCUACACGUUGGCGCUUCCCAGCGAUAUCCUGCCGUUUGUAUCUUUCAAGGCUUCUUUACAUCAGUUAUUGUUCCAAACAAAAGAACCAGAUCUCAUUGACGGGCACGGAUAUUUGAACCUGACUUCGGACGAAGAGUUUCAAUGCAAACUACAAGUUAACGACGAGGAAGUUAUUCAGCCCAGCGAUUGCUUUGAAGAGAGAAAGGGGCAACAAAGCGUGCUCAGUGUUCAAUAUGACAUCAAGUUGAGCCACGGGUUGAAUGUGUUAACUUUUGAGUGCAAAGUUGCUCCCUCUUUGAGCAAAAGAGUGAAACACACUGUGCUUCAGGAACACAUGGAGGACUUGAGUGGCAGCAGACAUACGAGGCACCAACUACAGCAAAUGAAAAUGACAUGGGAUGUCGAGACGAUUACUUUUUAUAUAGUCUGCAAUUUUGUUUGA